Molecule: messenger RNA, 1845 nt
Organism: Mesorhabditis spiculigera
Lineage: Eukaryota; Metazoa; Nematoda; Chromadorea; Rhabditida; Rhabditidae
Source: the annotation of a GenBank genome assembly
AUGACCAUCCGCGGUUGGCCGCUUUUAAUAUUACUACCCUUCACACUCCAAUAUGGCACGUAUUUGGACGAGCAGUACCCCGAGUUGCGGCACUUCUUCUUCGACGACAUCCACUUUGAGGGGCGCAACGGGUCGUGGUUUCAGUAUUCGAAAUUUGUACAGUACCCCAAGGACGACCAAAUCUCUUGGGAAGAUUUGUGGCUGUUCGAGGAUACUUGUGGAUCUACCGGCAAAGGGCUACGUGAUCAGGAGGUGUAUGUAUAUCUACCCUGUAAUGGUAACGUUACGGAGAAUGGCACCGACACCACCGAACUGCUCGAUGAAAAUGGGUUAAUAUGGACCGAGUGCACCGAGGAGCGAGGGCUACACUUUUUCUAUGCUAAACUAGAACUCGCAGAACCAGAAUUUAUUACACCGUUUUCACUACCUACCUACAAUUUAACCAUUGACCUGAAAAGGUAUCCAGAUACCAAGCCGAUUUUGAAGUUGAAAUAUUGGACUGAAUCGUGCAACAAAACAUGCGGCGAUGUGGGGCGGAUCGCGAUGAAAAGCGUUCACUGCGACGCCGGAUAUAAUUUUGAAACUAAUAAUCUAACUUGCAAAUAUCACCCCUCCAAUGACACCUCCUGCAGCUGGCAAUUUUUGGAUAACACCCCAAAUCCACAAUUUGAAAUUGCCUCGGAAAAUGAUACUUUAAUCACCGGAGAAUAUGCUGCAAUUGCUCGACUUCCGCUCAAUGAGUCAACCCCAGCCGUCAUCGCAAGCCCGUACUAUGAUCAAAUCACAGCGAAUUGUAAAUUAAAAUUUGAUUACCAUUUGCGAGGUACCGCGGGUCAAAGUCAUAUUGUCGUCGUCGCCGAGCCACUUUUCCCAAACGAUGACGUUCCCCAACGAUGGGUGUACGGAACGUAUCAUUUGGACAAUCACUACGCCAGGUUACCACCAAUCCGUUUGGGAGCUUUUCCAAAACCGGCAAGGAUACGCAUUGAAUGCCACAAUCGAAACGAAGUCGAUGACUAUCGAGUCCCGAAAGACAUCUACCAACCAACCCUCUGUGGUAUCAUUGGCAUUACAUUGUUCGAUUGUCAUGAACAUCCCCAUUUUGAAGAGACGUGUAACGGGAAUUAUACAAGAUAUUUAUGUCGGGGCAAAGAGAUGCGGGUGUGCAUGGACAUGGCGUAUAUUUGUGAUGGGACCAAGGAUUGUCCACAGGGGGAUGACGAGGAAGGGUGUGAAUGGACGGUCCCAGGAAGUCGAUGCGACUUUGAAGACCAUCCCCUUUGCCCUGGGUGGCUGACUAAAAAUGCGAGGCCGACAGACGUUGGGCAGUUUCCAGCGAUCAUCAAAAGAGCUAAUAUUACGCAAGCAGCGGAUGACUGGCCACCCGCCCGAAUUCCAAUGCGUGAUCGGACCCACGGCGAGAAUGGCCACUUCCAAUGGGCGUAUUUUGGGGUGCAAAAAGAGCUUCGAAUCUCGAAAAUCGGCUACCUGCAACAUUUCUGGUCUCCAUUCUUCCCGACAAACAUCUAUAGCGGCGCCUCCGGGGAGCGAUGCUAUCUGCGUUUCUGGUAUUGUCUGAAUGGGCGGAUGGCGAUUGAUGAGACGUUGCAGGUUUUUAUAAAUAAUGGCAAUGAAACGGAAUCGAUCCACAAACGACGUUACCACGAUCUACAAAUCGCAUCUGCUCUGCCGGGUUAUAUGUGCGAGUGGACACGCGGUGCUGUCCAUAUUGGGGCCCAGCCAACGGCAUAUCGUAUCAAAAUGGAAUUUCCGACACAAGGCCUCUACACGAUGUUAAUGUUCGAUGACCUCAGCUUGUCGCCGACAUGUUUUAACAACGUACUC